Messenger RNA from Stylophora pistillata, 1034 nucleotides. RefSeq lists its product as uncharacterized. The record is from RefSeq and is a predicted model, not a curated record. NCBI's taxonomy places the organism in Eukaryota, Metazoa, Cnidaria, Anthozoa, Scleractinia, Pocilloporidae.
CAUAUGUGGAUAUCGUGGACAUGGACAAGUAUGAUUACGAUAAGUACAAGUUUAUCGAUGAUCGUGGAGCUGUUGCAAUCCGAGAAGAUGCAGGACCAAAUGAGCAAGGAGCAGCUUCCGCAAAUCCCAACUGUGAGGUGGGUGAACACGGUGCUAUUGCACAUCCUUUUGUGGUUGAAAUAGACGAUGGCGCUACAGCUUUCCCUCUCACAAUUAGCGUAGAAGACGAAGGAGCAGCUGCAGCAAAUCUCGACCGAGAAGUGGGUGAACACGGUGGUACUGCGCAUCCUUUUGUGGUUGCAAUAGACGGCGGUGUAACAGCUUUCCCCUUCAGAGUUAACGUGGCAGACGAAAGAGCAGCUGCAGCUAAUCUCGACCGUAAAGUGGGUGAACACGGCGCUACUGUGCAUCCUUUUGUGGCUGCGAUAGAAGACGGUGCUAGAGCUUUCCCUCUCGGUAUCAAAGUAGGAGAAGAAAGUGGGGCAGCGCACUCUUUUAAGAGUGAUGAAAAAGAUAUUGAUGCCUCAGCGUACCUUCACGAGAGUGAUACUUUACCAUACCUCAGCGAGAACGAGGAGGAAGAUUUUGAGGACUCUGAGUGCCCUCAUGCGCUUGAGGAAGAAGAUAUUGACGACCCUGAGUGCCCUCUUUUGAUUGAGGAAAAAGAUAUCGAUCUUUUGCCAUCUUCUUUGGAGAUGGACGAUAACGGUCUUGGUACUCUGGUAUGCCCCCCUGUGACUGAUGCUGAUAAUCAAGAUGCUGCAGCAAUACAGUCUGUAAAGGAGGCAAGAGGUGAUGAAGAACCUAAGACUUGCCAACUUGAGAACACAGAGGAUGAACAAGACGAUAUUGGAAAACAUAUGGAGGACCGAGGGGAUGCUGUAGACCUUUGUGAUGAAGAGGUUGGUGUGCAAGAGAGUAAUGGUUAUCAACUAACGGCCGUGGAUACAGACGAAACCGGAAAUGACGAAGACGAGGAGUCAUCCGAAGCAACUCCUUUUGUGCAGGACUGAGGCAUGAUACCAGAAUUGCUG